Molecule: messenger RNA, 580 nt
Organism: Syzygium oleosum
Lineage: Eukaryota; Viridiplantae; Streptophyta; Magnoliopsida; Myrtales; Myrtaceae
Product: cell number regulator 2-like
Exons: 4
Source: RefSeq, a predicted model, not a curated record
AACUCGCCUCCGCCACCAAUGAUGCACGUGCCGAUGCAGAUGGCCCAAAACCCUCCGGCGGGGGCCGUCCCCGGGCAGUGGACAACGGGUCUCUGCGGUUGUUGUGAAGAUCCCUCCAACUGUGUCAUCACUUUUUGCUGUCCCUGCAUCACCUUCGGCCAGAACGCGGAAAUCAUAGACAGAGGAGCCACCUCUUGUGUCAACGGCGCGGUCACAUGCUACUCGCUCGCCUACGCGGGCGUCGCGUGCCUAUAUUCGUGCACUUACCGGAAAAAACUGAGGGGUCUACACUCGUUGCCAGAAGAUCCGUGCGCCGAUUGCCUCGUGCACUGGUGUUGCAUGUGCUGUGCUCUUUCCCAAGAAUAUAGGGAGCUCAAAAACCGCGGAUUUGACCCUUCCAUAGGUUGGGUGGCCAAUGCCGAGAAGAUGAACCAAGGUGCGGCGACGAUGCCUCCGACGAUGCAGGGCAUGGGUCGUUAACUUUGCUUUUCAGGGCCCAUCUAAUCCAGAGAUUGUCCGUGUGCAUUUGGCGCAAAUGUGAGCUUCGCGAGAGCUUACGAUAGUCGAUCAUGAGUCGAAA